ACAAGAGCGAUUUCGUUCUCUUAUUCCUAGUUACAUCCGCAAUAUCUCCGGCACUAUAGUUGUGUAUGAUAUUACAUCUCGAGCUUCGUUUCUUGGGACAUUUAAGUGGAUUGACGAGGUACGGGCUGAACGAGGGGAUAGUGUUGUGAUCUUUCUUGUUGGAAAUAAGUUGGAUGCGCAGGAGAAGCGCGUAGUGAGCACGGAAGAGGCCCAAAAGAAGGCGGAAGAGUACAACCUUGUGUUUAUGGAGGUUAGUGCUAAGCAAGGAAAAAACGUCAAGGCACUCUUUAGAAAAAUGGCGGAGGCUCUCCCUUUGCCGGACGACAACGCGAGUGGUAUUGGUAAGAAAGGGAAUGGUGUGGGUGACAGUAGCGGCCAGCCGGUUGUGUUGGGCAAACAGCGGGAUCCAUUUCUCCUCAACCCAUCGCGGCUUCCACAAAGUGAUCGUAAUGGAUUGCAAACCAACAACAACAACAACAACAACAACAACAGGGGCAAUGAUGACACCAACGGAUUCGCGAAUUAUAGGCAGGGAAGAUGCUGUUGA
Molecule: messenger RNA, 547 nt
Organism: Trypanosoma cruzi
Lineage: Eukaryota; Euglenozoa; Kinetoplastea; Trypanosomatida; Trypanosomatidae
Product: small GTP-binding protein RAB6, putative
Exons: 1
Molecular function (GO): GTPase activity; GTP binding
Source: RefSeq, a predicted model, not a curated record